Molecule: messenger RNA, 2015 nt
Organism: Phoenix dactylifera (date palm)
Lineage: Eukaryota; Viridiplantae; Streptophyta; Magnoliopsida; Arecales; Arecaceae
Product: indole-3-pyruvate monooxygenase YUCCA2-like
Biological process (GO): auxin biosynthetic process
Molecular function (GO): N,N-dimethylaniline monooxygenase activity; NADP binding; flavin adenine dinucleotide binding
Source: RefSeq, a predicted model, not a curated record
CUCGUACGUGUAAGGAGUGAACCAAGAGCAAUAUGGUAUAUAUGACCCCACCCCACUGAUCCCCUUCGCUCCUCUUCCAUCCCGUUCUGCCCUUCGCUUCCCUGCCUCUCCUCCGCCAAAACAAGCAAGGACAACCUAGGCGGACAAUACUACUAAAUCUUCUCUCCUGCUCUCAUCCGCUUUGGCAUCAGGAAGGAAGAAAAUUCCAGAGUCCACGGGAGGAAGGAAGAAGCACAGAGCGAGCCAGUAUCUCCUCUCUAAUCACCAGCUUCUUAGCCAACAAACAAAGCCAGCAAGUCCGAAUAACAAGAAAGACAGCCUUUGCAGCUAGGUCAUGGCUGUUCUCGAUAUUUAAGCUCUUGGUUCCCCUGCAUAGAUAUCUUGUUACUGUAACCUCAUGGGCAGUUGGGGGGAGAUAGAAGGUAAAAGAGUUCAUGAUCCGUCCUUCCAUCUCUUCCGCCAUCAUCAUCCGAGUGAUCGUUACUGUAAGGAUAUGAAAGCUGCCGCCGUUUGCAAGGCUGAGAGGUGCGUUUGGGUCCCGGGGCCCGUCAUCGUAGGUGCAGGACCGUCGGGACUCGCUGUGGCUGCAUGCCUCAAAGAGAAGGGAGUCCCGAGCGUGGUCCUCGAGAGGUCUCACUGCAUCGCCUCUCUGUGGCAGCUCAAGACCUACGAUCGCCUCCACCUCCACCUCCCGAAGCAGUACUGCGAGCUGCCUCUCAUGGCAUUCCCUUCGUAUUUCCCCACAUACCCCACCAAGGAACAGUUCGUGGCCUACCUCGAGGCCUACGCGAGCCGGUUCGACAUCCGACCUGUGUUUGAUCGUAUGGUGGUCAGCGCGGAGUAUGAUGAGAGAAUUAGACUGUGGAGGGUGAGAACCAGGGGAGCUGAGGAGGAAGGAGUGGAGGAGUAUGUAACUCGGUGGCUGGUCGCGGCCACCGGGGAGAAUGCGGAGGCUGUGGUGCCUGACAUCGACGGCAUGGAGGACUUCAAUGGCACCAUCAUGCACACAAGCUUAUAUAAGAGGGGUGACAUGUUCGAGGGGAAGAAGGUCCUUGUGGUUGGAUGCGGCAAUUCCGGCAUGGAAGUCUGCUUGGACCUCUGCAACCACAACGCUCUCCCUUAUAUUGUCGCAAGAGAUUCGGUCCACAUUUUGCCCAGGGAGAUGCUGGGCUGGUCCACUUUUGGUCUCUCCAUGUGGCUUCUGAAGUGGCUCCCCAUGCGGACGGUGGACUCCUUUUUGCUGCUCGCUUCCAGGCUCAUGCUCGGUGACACCGCCCGGUUUGGCCUCAGGCGGCCCCGCCUCGGCCCCCUCGAGCUCAAGUCACUCUCCGGCAAGACCCCAGUACUCGACGUCGGGACGCUAGCUAAGAUCAAGUCUGGUGAUGUCAAGGUUCGCCCUGCGAUAAAGAGAUUGACAGGACGCGGAGCAGAAUUCGUGGAUGGGAGAUUGGAGGACUUCGACGCUAUCGUCCUCGCCACCGGCUACAAAAGCAACGUACCCUCUUGGCUGAAGGAGAGGGAGUUCUUCUCAGAGAAAGACGGGCUACCAAGGAAACCAUUCCCAAAUGGUUGGAAGGGGAAGCAAGGCCUCUAUGCGGUAGGGUUCACGAGGCGGGGGUUGAUGGGGGCAUCCAUGGAUGCGAGGAGGAUAGCUCAUGACAUCGAACAGUGCUGGAAGGCCGAGGCAAAACAACCACCAUAGACCUUCUGAGUUACAAGCAUCGCUUAAGCAUGACAUCAAGAGGCUAGAACGACUCUUAAUUAGAGUGGCAGAGACUACUGGUCAAGUUCCUAUCUCCACCCAAAUGGUAUAGCUUGGUGAAGAACAAGGCGUUUCGGUAGUAUUUGUGUAUCUUCGUAUUUUAUUUCCAUUUUCCUGAUGGGGUUGACUGACAUAGAUCGUGUUUAGGUUAUUAUAUUCACUGUUGCUCGACUGUUGAGAGGUGAUGUAUACUACAUAGGUUAGGUGUGAAUGACUAAGAUGAGAAGCACCAAGAUUGGAUCCUUUUUUUCUC